UUCUCGCCAAAUCUUUCAAGAUCCUUCACAUUCAAAGCCGAACCAUUUAUGCUCAAAAGCUUUCAUUUUCUUUCCAUAUUUCAGAAACACCGCCAUCCCAUCAAUUCCACAAUCUGACAAAUCGAUUCAAUUUUAACAAUGGCUACAAUUACAAACAAGCCCUCUUCUUCUUCACCACUACCGUCAACUAGACCAAACCCUAGUGCAAGAAACUCUGAAACUAAAGAUCCCAUGAGAAGGAGUUUCACUGGUAAUCCGUUUAACAAACCCUCCUCAAUUGUGCCUAAUUCUAGAGGUGGCUUUAACCCCAACACUCCUGCCAACAGUCCUUCAGAUUUUCUUAGAAGAAGCUCCAUUGGCAGAGAAAGUGUAAGUUCUUUGCGCGAUUUCACUGACAAAGAAAACGGCAAAGAUGCAAAUUUAAACACAGCAAAAGUCCGAUCUCCGGCUUCUGUCUCAAAGGGUACAAAGAAUUUCAUGUCGCCAACCAUCUCUGCAGCUUCAAAGUUCUCUGCAUCACCAAGAAAGAAAAUAUUGGCUGAGAGAAAUGAGCCAGUUCGAUCUUCAGCUUCAUUCUCUGAUGCAAGAAGCCAAGUGAUGGAAGACAAUGAGCCGAAGCCAGAGAAAAGUUCGAGUAAGAAGAAGACUGUUUCAUUUUCUGAUGUCAAAAGCCUGAUUACGGAAGAUGAUGAUUUUUUGAAACCAGAGAUGGGCUUGAAUCAAAACAAGAUUGAGGCUUCACAUGAUUCAACAAUCACUGACCUCGCUGACGUAACUUUAGAAUGGGAGAAGAACGAUUUAACCUCAUUAGCAGAGAAUGUUAACCAGGUGGAUGAUUGUGUUAAUCUUGAUUCAACAAUCACUGACCUCGCUGACGUAACUUUAGAAUGGGAGAAGAACGAUGUAACCUCAUUAGCAGAGAAUGUUAACCAGGUGGAUGAUAGUGUUAAUCUUGAUCCAACUUUCAAGAUUAGUCCUAGAACCUCUUGUUCAAUUUCAACGCCUAUGUUGGCACCACUUGAUGCAGAUCCUUCCAUGCCACCUUAUGAUCCUAAAACAAAUUAUCUGUCACCAAGGCCUCAGUUUCUUCAUUACCAGCCAAAUCCGCUAAUCGAGCUUAUUCGUAUAAAGAAAAGAGAUGGUAAGCGUCUCGAAGAGAGUUUUUUAUCAGAAUCUGAUGGUGAAGUUAGUGGAAUUCUGUCUGAUGAUUCCCAGAAAGAAUCCGAGGAUGUUUCUUCGGAUGAAACAGGGAAAGAAGAAGCUGAAGCAGCAAUAGAAGAGGAAGAGACAGAGUUCAGUGUAUCUGAGCCAAACCCCUUUAGUAUCAACAAGUUUGAGGAGAGUGUUCAAGCUAAAAGGGUGUGUAAGUCAAAAUUCUUUACAAGAUCAAAGUUCUUUGCUUUCCUUGUGGUCAUGGUCGUUGCUGGUUUGUCAAUUUCAGUCAUUAAGUCCCCAGUUACUGAUUUAGACUUCUCUAACCUCUAUGUCUCACCUGAAAUCACUGAAUUUGCAAAAGUGAGCUUUGAGAGGCUGGCUCAAAGAUCUCAGUUGUGGGCAGCUAACUCUUUCUCCUACCUUUGCAAGCUGAUAUCCGAUUUAAGGGAAGUGCCAAAACUGGGUCCUUCGCAAUAUAGCAAUCUGACUGAUUUGUUUGAAGAGUAUCACAGGGAGGCUGAUGUGGAACUUAAGUAUGAACAGAAUUUCUUGACACCAAUAUGGGAGAGAGAUGUGGGAACCAAACCAUCCGAAGAGGGUGAUUCCGAGAUAGAAACCGAUGAGAAUGUUGAUAAUAGCCCAAGAUUUGAAGAACAAGUGCACCAAGAGAUUGAUGACAUUUCAGAAGAUCACACUGACUCAGAACCUGAAGAGGCAUGCUUAACUCUACCGGCUGAAGAGGUUGAACCUUCAGAAGCAAACACAUCAGCCUCUUCGGAUGAUCACAAUGAUAUCAAGCCACAAACACAUCAGCCUGAGGUGAUCUUAGAAGCUACUGUUCAACCUGAAUCUGAAGCCAGGGAACCUAAGUAGAAAGCAAUAUGAAUUCUUAUGGAAUGUUGAUAAUAGCCCAAGAUUUGAAGAACCAGUGCACCAAGAGAUUGAGACAUUUCAGAAGAUCACGCUGACUCAGAACCUGAAGAGGCAUGCUUAACUCU
Pistacia vera is the source of this 2153-nucleotide messenger RNA. RefSeq lists its product as uncharacterized. The transcript is spliced from 3 exons. The record is from RefSeq and is a predicted model, not a curated record. The coding region runs from base 139 to 2028 and encodes 629 amino acids. NCBI's taxonomy places the organism in Eukaryota, Viridiplantae, Streptophyta, Magnoliopsida, Sapindales, Anacardiaceae.